This is a messenger RNA of Lathyrus sativus (Indian pea), 1413 nucleotides long. The record is from the annotation of a GenBank genome assembly. NCBI's taxonomy places the organism in Eukaryota, Viridiplantae, Streptophyta, Magnoliopsida, Fabales, Fabaceae.
AUGAAUGUUCUUUUCUUCAUCCUCAAAUUCCUAUCUUUCUUUCUUCUAACUACCACUUCUUCCUUGUUCAUCAAACAAUCUCAAAUAAAUGCUGAAACCUAUCAAUCUGAUAGAAUAACUGAUUUACCAGAACAACCUUCAACACCAUCAGUUUCACACUUUUCAGGUUACAUCAAUGUCAAUGAAGAUCAUGGAAGAGCACUUUUUUAUUGGUUCUUUGAAGCUCAAUCUCAACCCUCUAAUAAGCCUCUUCUUCUUUGGCUCAAUGGAGGACCUGGAUGCUCGUCGAUUGGAUAUGGUGCUGCUGUCGAGAUAGGACCUCUUUUAGUCGAUAAAAAUGGCGAAGGACUAUUAUUCAACCCAUACUCUUGGAGUCAAGAAGCAAAUUUGUUAUUUGUGGAAUCUCCGGUUGGAGUUGGAUUUUCUUACACAAACACUUCUUCUGAUCUCACCAUUUUAGAGGAUCAUUUUGUUGCUGAAGAUACCUACAAUUUCUUGGUGAAUUGGCUACAAAGAUUUCCACAGUAUAAUUCCAAGGACUUUUUCAUCGCCGGAGAAAGCUAUGCAGGCCACUAUAUCCCUCAGCUUGCAGAGUUAAUCUUCGACAGAAACAAAGAUAGAAAUACAUACUCCUUUAUUAAUCUUAAAGGUUUUAUUGUAGGGAAUCCUGAAACUGAAAACUUCUAUGACUCAAAGGGCCUUCUAGAAUUUGCAUGGAGUCAUGCAGUUAUAUCAGAUGAGCACUAUGAGAAAGCAAAACAAGUUUGUGAUUUUAAACAAUCUCAAUGGUCUAAUGAAUGCAAUCAGGCCAUCAAUGAACUCUAUCAUUAUUACUCAGAAAUUGACAUAUACAACAUUUACGCACCGGCAUGUCUAUUAAAUACUACAUCCUCCGUAACAAAUAAUGUCGAUUAUAGGUUCCAGAGAAUGAGAAUUUUUGGAGGCUAUGAUCCUUGUUAUUCCUCCUAUGCAGAAGAAUAUUUCAAUAGAGUUGAUGUUCAAUCAUCUUUACAUGCAAAUACUAAAACUGAAAACAGUACCACAUCAUGGAAGGUUUGCAAUGCUUCCAUAUUGAGGACAUACAAUUUCUCUGUUUUUUCUGUCCUACCAAUCUACACCAAACUCAUUAAGGAUAGUGACCUUAAGAUAUGGAUUUACAGUGGUGAUGCAGAUGGUAGAAUACCUGUGAUGGGGACACGUUAUUGUAUUGAAGCUCUUGAAUUACCUCUAAAGUCUACUUGGAGGCCUUGGUACCAUAAUAAUCAGGUUGGAGGAAGGAUAGUGGAGUAUGAAGGAUUGACAUAUGUGACAAUAAGAGGAGCUGGACAUUUAGUGCCUCUAAACAAACCAACUGAGGCUUUAUCUCUUAUUCAUUCUUUUCUAACUGGAGAACAUCUUCCUACUACACGUUAA